This is a messenger RNA of Notothenia coriiceps (black rockcod), 4266 nucleotides long. Its product is annotated as suppressor protein SRP40-like. The transcript is spliced from 2 exons. The record is from RefSeq and is a predicted model, not a curated record. Lineage: Eukaryota; Metazoa; Chordata; Actinopteri; Perciformes; Nototheniidae. Bases 235 to 1629 code for a protein of 464 amino acids.
AUUUUUAUUUGUCAAUUUCAUUCAUUUGUUUUUAUUUGUUUCCUUUACUCACCUCCACUUGACCUCAUCUUUGUCAUUUUCUCCCUACCUGUCUUCUUUCCUUUGUCCUUUCCACUGUGGCUUCUUUCUAGAUUUGCUUCAAAUGUAGACGCAAAGGAAGGGAAAGAGUGGAAAGAGGGUAAGGAAUGGAAAGAGCUCAAUAAAGAAGGCAAAGAGGUAGAGCCGAGCAGGCCUAUGUCAGUGAUGAGCUCGCUCAGCUACAGAAAACGCUCCAACAUUGAUGGCAAAGGGGAAGCCCUCUUCAGUUCCCUCAGGGAGAAUACAGACUCAGAAGAUGCUUUCCAUAAGGGUAAACCUAAAAACUCUGAUCUUCAGCAUGACUCAAUGAACUCCAGGCGGAAGUCCCAGGCAGAGGAUACGCUGAAGGACAGAGAUUCAGUCAUCUCACAGGCUUAUUCAGAGGCCAAUAGCCGAGCCAGGAAAGGCAUGGACAGCCGCUGGGGGGACUUUGACAAAGAAUCAGUCGUUUCAUACGCUGCACCAAGUCGGGCCUCAACGCGUCUUGGAUUGAGCCCCGAGAAUGACGCCAAAUCUACCAUCAGUUUAGGUCUAUCAAGCCCACUGGGACGCCACCAAAGCACCUCACGCUUAGAUGAGAGCAGAGGCGGGCGCUCAGUUUAUGGUAGCAGUCCCAGCAGCCCUUGCUUCAGCAGACGGACCAGCGGUCGAAGCCCUGGGAGCGUUAGCCGAGCUGAUUCCCACAUGUCCCUGGCACGUAGCAGCCGCCUGAGCGAGUUUGGCGUUGAUAUUGAUGAUAGUCGCAGCGUGGCUUUUACCGAGAGAUCAGCAUACAGUCCUCACUCGUCCACUGGCCGCAGUGUCUCCAUGCCUCCAUCACAGGCCAGAUCAUCAACUACCGAUAAUGACCCAAAUGAUAACAUGGAUAUCAAAACAGUCAGUCAUCGCAACUACCUCGACCCUGACCUGGAGAAAGCCAUCAACGAGGUUCUGAGUUUCAAACCUAUCAAGUUUAAGCGUACGAGCUUGGAAGACUCUGAGGCUGACGAAGACAAGUCCAAGAAUGAUAAUGACGACAGCAAAAGUAUCCGCAACGGAGACGUUGGUCGCCCUGCCAGCAGUCUAAGACGUUCUGCAUCGGCGGUGGACUGCACCAGAGCUCCCCGCAGCGGCACCAGCUACAGCAGUCGCCAUCGCAGCAAGAGCAAAGGCAAGAGCAAGAAGAAGAAGAGAAGCCACAGCUCAGAGUCCGACAGCUCAGGAGACGACCGUCGCCACAGGAGCAGCUCCAGGAGCAGCUCCAGGAGUAAGUCCAAGAAGUCCAAGAAAAAGUCCAAGAAGAGGGCCGAAACUUCGUCUUCUUCCUCGUCUUCUGCGUCUUCAGAUUCUGAAUCGGAUUCAGACUCGAGCUCCGGUGCUUCCACCAUUUCCUACCGUAGCUCCAACAGUGUGAAGAGGGCCCCGGUACGAAAGACUUCCAGCCCAGAAAAGGAAGAAGAAGAAGAAGCUAGGCCACCGAGUGGGGGCCUUAACAAAAAGGAUGAAAAGAAGAGGAAAAAGAAGGUUGACAACCUGAUGUUGAAGUACCUGUACCGGGCGGACAGUGACUGAGGCAGGCACACCGCUGGCCGGAAAUACUACUACUUCGAUAGGUCUGAUGAAGAGGAGGAAGAAGAAGAGAAGGAAGGCGGGGGGGCGACCCAGGGCUCUAACUCCCGUGACAGAAACAGCAGCCAAAUGAAAGAGGACGAUGGCGAGGACGGGCCUUUUGAGACUUCGUCGUAGUCCUCGCUUUCAGCACCUCUGAACGCACCCUCUCGCACUGUGACAGUUUGUCUUGCAUGCUAAGUUGACCAUGAUUGCGGUCACAACCACACACUAAAUAACACUCAACAAGAGCUUCCUACGGUAAGGCAGAUCCUCCGGGGAUUGGUCAUAGUUUGACAGACUUUCAUCAGUCUCUGCUCAGUGCACACACAGCAGCUCCGUUAUUCUCCACUCCGCUGGUCGCAUGCAGGCAGCAGUCGCUCGGCUGUAUGGUUGUAAGUGAGCCAAAGAACUUGAGGUUGAAAUGAUAAUCUUUGUCUCUUUCACGCUUCCUCUCUUCGUAACAUAUAUUACACCACAAUAAUAUGUAUUGCCAUAGUACAAUGUAUUGCCAAAAAGCCUUUGUUUCAGCACGUGAGCACACUGUUUUUACUUCUUGCCAAUUGAGUCCUGAGAAAAGUCCCAGCAGCCUUUAUUUUCCCUUCUCGAUCUAAUUUCCAUUUCGAGUUCCAAGUGCCAUCUGAUGUAAGUGUUCUCCUCUGCAGCUGUGGCAUUUCAUUCACUGCUGCACUGUAUGCUCUCAUCAUCUGCUCACUAUCUGUUUGCCUGAGAACGUUUUUCUGCCGUUUUGCUGGUAAAUGAUCUCUUCCUCAAAUGGGAGGACAAUAGCGACACUAACUGUUCUGCUAUAAAAGCAUUUGAAUCUUUUGUUUUAAUGUUUGAUAGAUUUGUUUGCAGAGGACCGCCGUAGAUCAAAUUCAUUUCCAUGAUGUUUGAGCUUACCUCUGCAAAAGACCUUGCCUUACUUUUAAUUCGACUUGAUUUGACUAAAUAAUUUCCGGAUUUUGUGGGUGUGUCCUUGUGCUUGUCUUUUUACGUGUCGUCUGUGUUUUGAGUUCACUGAGCUUUCUUUUCCACGGGGAAUGUACCUGACUUUGGGCACCUUGUCAUUUAUAUGGUAUCCUCAACCAGCAUGUUCAAGGAAGUAACUGGUGUUAUUCUAUAUUUGUCUUAUAGUCAGCAAAUCACAUGGGAGGACCAAAACCAACAAUCUAUUUUCUAGACCUUAGUAUAUGUGACCAAAUUAUCUGAGUUUAAAUACUUGUACUUUCAACCAUCAGCUAAUUGGUUCCUUCCUUUAAAGCCCUACAAAAAUAAGUUUUCGAUUUUCAAAAACGUUCAGUCAUUUACUAAAUUGCCAGCCACUGUAGUUGUAAAGCAACUGGGAAUGCGUUAGUCAAUAAUAAUGUCUCAGCUAGCUUGUUAGCUUGUUUGCUAACUGGACAAUACUAUUAUUCACAUUUGAUUCAGGAGCCAGAUAAAGUGCACAGUGCAACGCCACAAUUAGGCUUUCCAUAAAUAUAAUUCAAGCAAAUUUCAACCAACACGUAGGAAAACCUUUCCCUCAACACCGUGUAAUCCAAAUGCUUCUACUCAUUGCCUCUCAGAUAGUUUUGUAUCAUAAUAAUUCAUCAAGCACUGUUAGCUAGUUUUCUGAAUUCAGCGCUAGCGGCUAGCACAUUAGCCUAGCUUACAGAUAAUGCGGCAGGACCUUCAAUAGGCCAGAGUGAUGUCAUUUAAACAUCUUUACAGAUACAAUUAUCACAUUUGUGUACCAUAUGCACUCAUUUUGAACAAGUGACAGCCCUCUCAACAUCUUAUGAUAGUUUUUGUCAGCAGCAUUUUAUAUUGCUUUUCAAUGGAGGAAAUUGGACUGUAAGAAUCGACCAAAGUAACACGUAAAUCAACCACUAAUUUCAUUGUUUCCAUUGAGAUCGAUUGAUCUUUCAUUGUCUUUUCAUGAUGACAUAAGACAACUAUUGAAUAUCACCGGUCCUCUCCUUCGAGCCUCAUUGUGUACUUGACUUCAAUAACUGGACACACACUACAGCCUGUAUAACCCAUAAUGUGAAAUCAUGUUCAGUGUAGAUGAGGCCUGCUUAUUUGUCAGGUUGUCUUUUUUAACCCAAUGAUGCCUCGAAACAGCAAGAGAAUAGGAACCUGCAAUUUCAUGGCUGCUAAAGUGUUACAUCCCGAGCUUGUGUCAUCUGUCUGGUAUUUGAGGAACAUUUAUUUAUAUUUGCGAAACCUUUUACAGUCCAGGAGAGCUUGAUGUGGCAUUUGGGGCUGAAAAAAAAUGUGUGAAUGUUGUUCAUUAUGGGAGAAGUUGUUAUUCUACUAUACAUGCUUUUCUUAUACUCAUGUCUUCAUUUUUAUUCUCUAUGCAGACAACACAAGUAUGGAAAUGUGUUUUUGACCUUAUUGAUAAAAGUUUCUCGCUUCAACAGAAAAAAAACAAAAGCGCGGCAUAAUAUUGCUGACUGCACACCGUAUUUAUAUAUAAAUAUGUGUAUGAUUGAUGCUAGCUUUGAAAAUAGUUCAUGUUUAUUUUCAUUAUUGAACAAAUUGACCACUUGUUAUACAUUUUGCAUUACAGUUUAAUAUAUUGUAAAUAAAUGAUGGUGAUUGUUUUAAAACGCA